Messenger RNA from Babesia ovata, 1206 nucleotides. RefSeq names its product DNA-directed RNA polymerase. Lineage: Eukaryota; Apicomplexa; Aconoidasida; Piroplasmida; Babesiidae. Gene Ontology annotation, biological process: DNA-templated transcription. Gene Ontology annotation, cellular component: RNA polymerase II, core complex. The transcript has a single exon. Gene Ontology annotation, molecular function: DNA binding; protein dimerization activity; DNA-directed RNA polymerase activity. The record is from RefSeq and is a predicted model, not a curated record. The coding region runs from base 1 to 1206 and encodes 401 amino acids.
AUGGAGUGGACUACUCGGCAUCUCAGACCCUCGAUUGACAUCGUCAGCCUCAGCAGCAGCAAGAUGGUGUUCAUAUUGCUAAACGCGGACGUCUCCAUGGCGAAUGCGAUGAGGCGGAUCAUGCUGAGCGAAAUACCGUCGCUUGCCAUAGAGGUUGUGACCAUACUGGAGAACACGUCGGUGUUACACGACGAGUACCUAGCCCACAGACUUGGGCUGCUUCCCAUCGACUCCAAGAACGCGCGCAACUUCGAGUACAGAGACAAAUGCAACUGCAGCGACAAGUGCUCCAAAUGCACCGUGGAGUACUCCCUCGACGUCAAAUGCCAGGGUGAAUCGCGAGUCGUCACGCACUACGACAUUAAGCUCGACAGCUGGGACAACGCCCGUGGCGCCGCGGCGGCGCCCAUGCCCGUCCCGAGACCGAGCGCGGAUAAAUUAACUGUCGCAUACGGCGACACUUCUUACGCAGCAAUGGACGGGUCAAUGCAUGCCAAUAUCAAGGGCCCACCGCUCUGGUCGGACGAGCCCUCGGAGGGCGUGCCGUCAGCAGUCGCUGGGACGUCCUCUGGAGCAGCUUACCACGGCAGUACAUACAACAUGCCGCGCAACAAGGACUUCGAGGAUGCGGAUGCACCUGCAGGAGGGAUACCCAUAGUGAAGCUCAAACGUGGGCAGGCCGUCAGCAUGAAGAUGACCGCGACCAAGGGAAUGGGUAAGUUCCACGCGAAGUGGAUGGUCGCCAACGUCGCGUACAAAAUGGAGCCCAUAAUCACAAUCAACAAGCAAGAGGCGGAAAAGCUCACUUCGGAGGACAAAACACUCAUCGUGAACAGCUGUCCGCGGAAGGUGUUCAAGCUCAGCAGCCCGAAGAGCAUGUUCUCAAGCACUACUAAAUCCGAGUUGGUUGUCGACAACAACCUCGACUGCAUCUAUUGCGAUGAGUGUCUGAAUCAGGCUCGCGAGAUGGGGGUGAGGGACCUCAUACGGGUGCAACCCGACGAAACUAAGUUCCACUUCACCGUGGAAUCCAACGGGGCCAUACAGCCGGAAAAAAUUCUUGAGAUUUGCCUCGUCACGCUGGAAGAAAAGCUGGCGGGGCUGCAGCAACACUUCCUGGAGGCGCAGGCACGUAGUCUGGGCACGAAGUCGCAGGCGGGAGGCAGACCGGGAGCGAUGCAGCCGAGGGGCAUCGACCUUGACUGA